GAUUAUAACAACGUAAAUGGUGAGAACUGAUAGAGUGUUAAGGUAGAAGAGGAGAAUGAGGAAGAGAAGGGCGAGUGGUAAAAAGGGAGGAGGCGGCGAAAGUGGCUUAUAGAAACAGAUGGAGGGUGAAGAGAGGGAGGUAUGGUCGAGUAGUGAAAAGAGGGUCCUCUUUCCUCUUUUCGUUUGUACAGAAGGUAGGUAUGAAAGUGUUUUUUUUAAAAAAAAAAAAAAAAAAAAAAAAAAAAAAAAGAAGAAGAAGAGAAAAAGGAAAGAAAAAAAAAGGGAAACGGAAAAAGGACUAAUGAAAAGCGAAAGAAGAAAGAGGAAAAGGGAGAAGCAAUGGUGUGUGGAGGGGGAGAACAGAAUUGAUGGAUGGAUGAAUGGAUGGAUGGAUGGAUGGAUGGGUGGAUGGAGGGAGGAAGAGAGAGAGAGAGAGAGAGAGUAGCAGCAAGUAAGGUAAGGUAAGGGUAGUUCAGUUCGAACACAGACACACACCACCGACGUCAACAGUGAGCCGUCAGAAGACUGGAUCGACCAACCACUG
This is a messenger RNA of Aspergillus saccharolyticus JOP 1030-1, 544 nucleotides long. RefSeq lists its product as uncharacterized. The transcript has a single exon. The record is from RefSeq and is a predicted model, not a curated record. Lineage: Eukaryota; Fungi; Ascomycota; Eurotiomycetes; Eurotiales; Aspergillaceae. Bases 119 to 445 code for a protein of 108 amino acids.